UGAUAGUUGAAAUUUGAAAGUGUAUUAUUUAAGUGUUGGUUAAAUUGGUUGAAUGGAAGAUAGCCGUGUAUUAGCCUUACACAGUCAUUUGAGCAACUGAGAACGUCGAAGAUAAAACUGCAGAUGUCAGAAUUCUAUCCAGUGACACCUCCGCUCAUAGAAAGCAGACACCUCCUUCUCUUCUCUGGCUAUUUUUAGAGAUCUCUGUGGCGAUCAUUUGCAUACAAGCGUCAGAUGGAGAAGAGGGGGAACUGAGAGCAGAAUAAAGAAGGAACUAUAGGAGAGGAGAGUUGAGAGCCACUGAGCUGCUCGUCUGGCUUUGGAACACAGCACAAAGGAUUGCUAACUCUACUCUUGAACUCCAGCUCUGAUUUAUUGAGAAAAGACUACCUAGUAUACUAGUGCACCUAAGAGCACAUGCUUUUUUCAGCAAAGAAAGAAAGAAGCUUCUCUGUCCCCUGUUUACUGAAUGCAUUGUUUCUUUAUUCCCUAAAGAGAAGUUGCAGAAAACGAGCUUUUCUCUGGCUGCCUUUCAGUUUCCUUCCUUCCUGCUUGGUUUGAGCAAUCCGCUGAUAAAACGUAGCUGCUAUGCCAGCUGUGAUCUCCUCCAGCCUGGACUAUCAGAUUGGCUGCUCCCCCGUGCCCCAGAAGAGCACUGACACAACCGGGGCUCCUGGCGGGAUCUACUCAGCCAUCCUGAGUAGAAACUUCCCCAUCAUUGACAAGAGAUACAAAAACUUCUUGGAGCUCCGCGACAAAUACUUAAAGAAGAAGGUUCUGUUUGAAGAUCCUGUGUUCAAGGCAGAUGACACAUCUCUGUUCUACAGCCAGAAAUUCCCCAUCAAGUUUGAGUGGAAAAGACCGCCUGAGAUCUGUGAGAAUCCACAGUUCAUCAUCGGAGGAGCUAAUAGAACUGAUAUCUGUCAGGGGGAUCUGGGGGACUGCUGGUUCCUGGCUGCCAUCGCCUGCCUGACUCUCAAUGAGAAGCUGCUCUAUCGAGUUAUACCUCCAGACCAGUCCUUCACAGAGAACUAUGCUGGCAUCUUCCACUUCCAGUUUUGGCGCUAUGGCGACUGGGUGGAUGUUGUCAUUGACGACCGGAUCCCCACCCUCAACAACCAGCUGGUGUUCACCAAAUCUGCAGAAAGGAAUGAGUUCUGGAGCGCUCUGCUGGAGAAGGCCUAUGCCAAGCUCCACGGUUCCUAUGAAGCACUGAAAGGAGGCAACACCACCGAGGCAAUGGAGGACUUCACCGGGGGAGUGACAGAGUUCUUUGAGAUUAAGGAGGCUCCUAAAGAGUUAUUCAAGAUCAUGAAGAAAGCUCUGGAGAAGGGCGCCCUCAUGGGCGUGAGUAUCGACGAUACAAUGGGGCCGACCCGCAAAGUGGCUCCUUCCAGUUUGAUUGUAAAGAUGAUUGAACAGAUGCUCGGUGACUCUGUGCAGGGUGGUGAUAGCAGAAAACAGGGGGAGCAGCCAGCAGGGUCCUUGGUUCCAGUUCGGUUUGAAACACAGACCAGCAGUGGAUUGGUUAAGGGCCAUGCCUACUCUGUGACUGGGGUGGAGGAAAUCCAGCACAAGGAGACAAGGGUACGUCUGAUCAGGCUCAGGAACCCCUGGGGGCAGGUGGAGUGGAACGGCCCGUGGAGUGACAACUCCAAAGAAUGGGCUACGAUCGAGAAACACGAGAAAGAACGUCUGCAGCAUCAGAGCGUGGAGGAUGGAGAGUUCUGGAUGGCUUUCGAAGAUUUCAAGAAGAACUUCACUAAGAUCGAGAUCUGUAACCUGACUCCGGAUGCUCUGGAAAAAGAUAAGCUCCACAAGUGGACGGUGUCGGUUAACGAGGGCCGAUGGGUGCGGGGCUGCUCUGCUGGGGGCUGCCGGAACUAUCCAGACACGUUCUGGACAAACCCGCAGUACCGACUACGUCUGCUAGAGGAAGAUGACGACCCCGAAGACAAUGAGAAAGUUUGCACCUUCGUCGUGUCGCUCAUGCAGAAGAACCGCAGGAAGGAGCGUAAGAUGGGGGCCAAUCUCUUCACCAUCGGAUUCGCCAUUUAUGAGGUUCCCAAGGAGAUGCAUAACAACAAGCAACACAUGCCCAAAGAUUUCUUCUUGUUCAACUCCUCCAAGGCGCGUUGCAAGUCGUACAUCAACCUUCGGGAGGUGACUCAGCGGUUCCGACUGUGCCCCGGGGAGUACGUCAUCAUCCCCUCAACCUACGAGCCCCACCAGGAGGGCGAGUUCCUUCUCAGAGUCUUCUCAGAGAAGAGGAGCACCUCAGAGGAGAUUGAGAACAAGAUCGAGGCCGAACAUCCUGUGCCACCUAAGAAAAAGCAGAAGCCAAUCAUCUUUGUUUCUGAUAGAGCUAAGGCCAAUAAGGAGCUCAACACUGACGACUACAUGCAGGAAGAGGAGACAAAGACAAUGGAGAAGAAGAAGGUUUCAUUCCCUGUAGCAUGCUGGGAUGAGAGAGGGGCUUUAAUCUCUGUUGCUCUAAACCCCUGGCUUUCUGGGUUAGCUCACAAACCUGCCUCAGAACCCAAAAUGAAGGCAGUUCGCUCAAAACUGCAAGGGGUGUAAUUUGUAUGUAUGUUGAGAAAGCAGUAUGUUAUCAGUGGCUUUUUCAGAUGUUCUGCAUGAGAA
This is a messenger RNA of Polyodon spathula (Mississippi paddlefish), 2643 nucleotides long. Its product is annotated as calpain-3-like. Gene Ontology annotation, biological process: proteolysis; negative regulation of apoptotic process. Gene Ontology annotation, cellular component: cytoplasm. The record is from RefSeq and is a predicted model, not a curated record. The transcript has 16 exons. Bases 589 to 2580 code for a protein of 663 amino acids. Lineage: Eukaryota; Metazoa; Chordata; Actinopteri; Acipenseriformes; Polyodontidae. Gene Ontology annotation, molecular function: calcium-dependent cysteine-type endopeptidase activity.